GCCUGUUCGGAGAGGAGGCGACCUUGCAGUGGCGAGGCAGGCCGCUCAAGAAGCAGCUAAGCGACGACGGCUCGAGAGACAGGUGCGCGAUCAUCCAUGAGCGGCCCAGCUUGGAGGUUGAGAAGCGCAGGAAGCUCAUCUUACGUUGGUUCAUCAACAGGAAGGCAGACACGCACACGGUGGUGCGCGCUUUGCUGGAGACAUUGGCGACAGGGAAUUGGGACUCCCCGCGCCUCGAGAUCUAUGUGCCCCCAGCUGAGCCAUUCGACCAGGACCAGCUCUACGAGUUGGUAUCCCGUGGAAUCGCCAGAGCAAUUUCGUAUCGUAACUUCUCGAUGUACCAGAGGAAGAAGUGGAUGGGCGGCGACGAGGCCUGCUGCGACGUCGCCAUCCCUCUGCUCCUGACGACGGAUCUUCUCAAGGACGCCUACAACCUAUUCUGUCGCCGCGUCGGCGGGCAUGUCCACGCAGCCCCAGUCGAUGCACCCGCUGCUGGGGCCGACCUGCCCGUGCUGAUGGACGAGGCGGGGGCUGAGGAGGCAGCGGCGGCCGAGGACGAUCCCAAUUACGACCCCAGGGGCAAGGCGCCAAUUGCAGUGUGGGCGCAGGAGGUGGCGAAAAAGAGGAGGAUCGCACAGGACUGGCUGUCUGGCACCCGCGGGUGCGCCCCGUGUUCACAGGUCGUCGCGCUCAAGAUGAUACUCAGCGUCGUGCAGACGAUGCAGGCAGAAGAAUUAUUCAUCGGGUCAAAAAAAUGGGAGCAGAGAGAACGAGCUGCGGCUGCGCGUCGGGCCAGGAGUGGCACUUCAGGCAUCCUGCGGGACUACCCGAUCAUCGUGCACAGCCGUGGCGACAUCGAGACUAGAGCUUUCCGCCGCUUGAGAACGCUGCUCUUCUGUCCAACAAUUUGGCUUGUGCUCCGCGAGACAGAGCUCACGAACAAGCUAAAGGUUGACGUAUUCACAGGGUUGUGUGCCGCUGGAGCUCUCAUCGAGAAAUUAAUCGCGCUGCCGCACACGCAGCCUCCCUUCAGUCUCUUCAUGGUGCUCGCCCAACCGGAGCUGGCGGGUGCCAUUCAGGCCACGCCCGCGUGCCAGUUGGACGCAUGGUCUCGGCGGUUCCUUGCAGCCAACGACCUCGGCACAGAUGUGGCGCGGCUGAAGCUGCUCGUCCACGCGUUGGUUAUCCACCUCAACACGGACAGGCUCGAGGUCGACAACAGCCACCUCAGGAGAAUCGUUACGAAGCACGUUCAGUGCCCCCAGCCAUGCACGAUGGACCUGAGCAGCAGAUGGAUGGGGACGGCAGUGCGUCAACAUCGAGAAGUGCCUCUCAGCGGUCCCGCUGGCCACCGACCAUCCAACGUCGACCAGGGCGACGACCUUCCAGCGAGGCCUCCGCGGGGCUCAGGCGGCGGAGCUUGGAGGGCAUUCGUGAGGCAUUCGGGAUCGAACGACCUCAGGGAGGUCGGGAGGCUCUACCGCGCGCUGCAGGACACUGUCGGCGACGAGCUCCUCGAGACCUGCAUCAAGGAAGGCCGCGAAGCCGCUGAGCGGAGGCGGAGCGGCCGCAGGGGCAACGCCUUUGGGCCAUCGCGGAGGGACGUGGAGCGCCAGAAGUUCAAGGCGUCCCUCGCGAACAGAGUGGCGGCUGGCGGGGGGCAAGCUAUGGGCCCUGCACUAGACAGGCUCAUGGAGGACGCAGCGUUGCACCAAUACACGACGGAUGAGACGAUUGCUCUUGCGAAUGGAAUUCGAAAGUCAGCAGUGGCCCACCGCAUCGCAGCUGAGAAAGCAGACGCUAAGGCACUUCAUGAUUUCAGAGCUGAGCAUUCCCCAGGUUGGCGCCAAGCUUUGUGCCGUGACUGCUGCGCAUUGCAGCCGCUCGCAUCCAGCAUGCACGCCGAGCCUGGGCCGCUGCCUGGCGUCGUCCACCUCCGCCAUGACAUACAGGCCUCUGCAGAGGAUGCUCGGGAUCUGGUGUCGUACAUGCGUGCGAUCGGGGGUUCCCAGACGGACCUGGCGCAGGCGAUCGAGGACCGCUGGUCGUUCAUGCACAGGACGUACGCCGACGACGCCGAAGACGAGAAGUACGAGUCCUCGGACGACGGGGAGUUCUACCACGGCGAAUGCUGGGGCUACGGCAUCUGUCUCUGUGGCCCUAGGGGCGACAUCGUGUGGGAGCUGCGGAACUCUAUGUUGCUCGCUCUCCGCACCGCGUUCCCGCGGCAGGCAGAGCAUGCGUCGAGGCGCAAGUUGUUGAAGGACGGCCUCGUCGUUGCUAGAUUCGAUUGUUCCUUGCUCGGCGGCGCAGAGUCCGAGGGCGAGCUCGCUGAAUUUUGGGGCUUGGCAUAUGAUUCCAGAUUCUGGCAUGUUAGUUUCAUGUCGCUGUCGCCCUUCGAGCCUGAGAUGCAACUGAUGGAGCUUGCCACCGAGACUGAGUCAACGGGCGCUGCCGCGAGCGCAGCCGAGAUCGCUUUGAAGGCAGUGUGGUUUAAAGCAGAGCAGGCUGUUGGCGAGUGGCGCAACCUGUGCCGCGCGGCCGACACAUUCGAGACGAAUCUGCGGUGGGAUGUUUCUUUCAUGGAGAUCCAGUGUGGCCCGCGCGGCCGCGGCCGCGAGGGCGCGGCGCUGGCCGCGGACGCGUUCGCGGUCGAGGAGAGGGCCGCGGGCGCGGCGGCCGUGGCCGCGGGCGAGGCCGUGGCGCAGCGGCCCAGGUUGUUCACCAACCCAGGCCAAGGCCGCCCUGUCGGCUACAUGGCCGCCUGGCUGGCUGCGGGCGCCGAGCCUGGUUGGGGAGAUGGCACGCCGAAAGGGAAGCACAGUAAGUUCAAGCCAGCGAGGGCCGACCGAAUUGCUGCCAGGACCGAGGUGGCGCGCGCAGGUGGGCCACUGGCGCGCGAGAAGAUGGACGCCGCGGGCAGGUCGCGGCAGGGCCGCGGGAGAGGCAGCGGCGCGGUCAGCACUUGCGAUCUGUGCCAGCGCACCGACAGGGACACAGGGAUUGUCCAGAACGGCUGUGAGCUGGCCGCGCACCUGGAGGAGGGGGAGGUGGCUUGCGUCGAGUGCCUGACGUGGCUCCUGGAGAACGCACCUGUGCUGUCCUGGUCAGGGUUGGUCGCAGCUCAAGAGGCAGGGCAGUUGCGGGAUUUAUGUCAGCAGGGUGAGACGCCAGCUCAGAAGCAACCAACGAGGACGCCUCCCAGGACGCUCAACCUAGGCGACUCCGUCGACUGCGGCUUCGAGCUCUACGUGAAGUGCGCUGCGCUGACGGCCAAAGACGUGGAGCGGGAGUUCGGGAGAACGGCAAAAGCACUACACAUCAAACCAGUUGAGAUUCCAUCUCGGCCGACCUCGUUUACUGUCUACUUGGUGAAGGCCUGCCCCGAGUCGAGAGGCAAGUAUCCAACAUUCAAGCUGUACCACCGCAGUAGCACCGUGGCCAGCGUCGGCUUCCUCAAGCGAGAUGCCCAAGAGCUGUUCGAGAACCAGUCUACCGUGUUGUUUGGUGCUACUACUGCGGGCCAGGGUGGCGAGAUCAACCUCGACCUCACGCCUGGCGCGCGCUCGUCCAUCGCGACGUGGGCCGAGGUGCGGGACCGCGCUGACAAGAUAGCGGAGAAGAACGCCAAGAGGACCCGCGCUGGAUCGAAGAUCGGCGAGCAGGACGACGACGACGGAGGGGGCGAUGACAUCGAGGUGCUUGACUUUGAGGAUGCGGCCUCGAGCAGCGUGCAUCCCUUCGACCCAGAUGCCGCGGCUGAGUGCACUGGGGCCGCUUCCUCCAGAGCCGACUCCAUCGAUCAUCAGCCUGGCAGCGCAGUGAAGAGGCAGCCGUCAAUGUCGCCACGUGACAUGGGUGGUAAGCCUUUGAAAUCUUCAAGGACGGCCGCGGCGCCCACCGACAGUUACGAGCCCGAGAGGCAGAACCCGCACACGCUCGGCACAGUGGACUACUGGGUCUGGGAGCUGGCGUUCGAGAGGGCCUUCAACGGCCAUAAGAAUGGGAGAGCCGAGAACCAAGCUAGACAACUCGUCCAGAAGCUCACGGGCACGGAGCGCCGCACGCUGCAGACCCACCUGGAGCUCUACAACAAGGCGAAGCUGUUCGACGAGAAGGCUGUGGCGAAGGUGCCAGACGGGGAGCUGAUGGCCUCAUGGGAAGUCCUACGAAAAGCAGGCGCCACGCUCACGCAACGGGCUGUGAAGGCAUUGGCCAGGAGGACUGCCAUGAACGCUUGGCAGGACAUCAACAAGGCCGACCUGGACACGGACAAGAUGAAGCAGUUGCUGGUCGGUUUCAUGGAGCGGUGUCGGCCGUGGGGCUUCACCGCCAAACCUCGGGAUGUGGCGAACCCGUGUGCAGUGUGCUUGGUCGAUGGGUGCACGUCCGACGCCGACGUCGCGAACACCUUCCUGGAGAUCGCCGUCGCAGACACCCUCGCAGAGUGGCUCACGGCAGGCCCCAGCGCGGCUGACAACGUCAAGCUCUACUGCGAGGCAGCGGACCUCGUCCUCGCAUCAUUGCCCGAAGACGCGGAGCUCGGCGACCACUCAGCUUCAGUUUACCUCGAGAUGACUUCGGCGAUCCGAGUGCUGACAGCGAUGCAGGCGACGUCCUUGACAGCGGACACUGACAUGCAGGUGUACGUGGACGCAGGGCGCUUGGAAGCUGAGGGCCGACGCACCACUGGACAGCAGAGCGUGCAUCAGCUCGUGGGCCAGGCGCUCCUGACGAGCGCCAACGACUUCUGGGCUAAGAAGUUGAAGUGGAUGACGGAGCACGCAGAUGCAGUCACGAAGAACGGCGGCCAUGUGAAGUCGGCCAUCGCCGAGCUGGAGCGGAUGGACGCUAACCCGUCGGAGCAGCGUGCCAAGCUGCUCAAGCGCAUCGUGGACGACGUACCGUACUGGGAGGCCGCCAUGUACACGGGCUGCGCUGACGAGUGCAAGGCCAUGGUCCUCAACAGGUCCAUUUUGCAGUGCAAGGCGCUCACUUCUGAUGGCGAGGGCAACGGCGACAUCGGCACGGAGGGCGGCGCCCAGACGACGGCGGUGACGAUCGCUUACAAGGAGUUGUUCAAGGACUUGUCCAACGUGUUCGCGGCGGACGAGCAAGUGGAGCGCUGCUCUCGUGCGCUCCAGUCCAAGAUAGCGGCCAUGGACCUCGGCGUGAAGCACGAGAUGUUAGCAGAUGCGUUGGCCACGUGGAAUGAUGGUGAUAAGGAGUUGACUCACCGUCUGAAGGAUGCGUUACACAGCUGUCGCAUGAAGGCCCUGCCCGAGAAGCUGCAGGAGUCGUGCAACUCGUUGUUCACCUCCAUCAUUGUCGACCUCUUCAAGGACGGGGCCGACUGGACUACGAAAGAAGGCUUCCUGUUUGAAGUCUUGGAGCUCUUAGCGCCGAACGUGCCGUGUUCAUCGGUGGAUGCUUCAACGGGUGUGGCAGCGUGGCUGGGCGCUGCUUGGCGCGUGGCGCGCGCCCAGACAACGCUCGCGCAGGCGGAGCACCACGUGGAGGAGGGUUUGCAGGAUGCUACGCCUGCCGACGUCGAGCGCCACGCCAGGGAGUUGACUCGGGCCGUCCAGAAAGCGAACCACAACGCCCGCAGCACUGCCCUUGAGAAAUUUCACGUUGGCGCUUCGCUGCAGGUGGCUGACGCCGUGAACUCUGCGAGCGACCUUGUCCAGAGGGUCGGGGCGAAGAUCGUCGGCGCCCUGUGCGAGAAGACAAGGCUGGACUUCACGAACCUGAAGAAGAGCGCUGAGGAGGCGGCUGGCGUCGCUGAGUUCAAGAAGGAGUGCGACAACUGUACGACUCUCAAUGCCGCGCUCGACCUCUACCGCCUCGGUCUGCACGAGGCGCCCGUCAACGAGUGGCUCGACCAGACGUGCACCAUCGAGGGGGCCUUGACGACAGUGGCGGGCAAGGCGACAGAGUACUCGCUGCCAAGCUACUCCACCGAGGCGACCGCAGGCAUCACCGAGGAGAUCGCGGUCAUCCGCGCGCUCUGCAUGAGCGCAGAGCUCCUGAAGGCGUUCGGCACGGAGUCGCUCCAAGGUAACAAGAUAGCCAUGCGCAACAGCUGCAUGAAUACCCAGUCCAAGCUCAGGAAGUUCGGCAUCCAGCCUGAGUCACUGCCGCGCGUCGUGGUGUCGCGGUACAGGGAUGCGCUCAAGAUGCGGGCCUGCGACGACAGGCCCGCGCCCCCGCAGCGUGGCGACCAGCGCUGCGUCACGGGCCCGCCCACGAUGGGGCACG
Molecule: messenger RNA, 6261 nt
Organism: Prorocentrum cordatum
Lineage: Eukaryota; Dinophyceae; Prorocentrales; Prorocentraceae
Source: the annotation of a GenBank genome assembly